AUGGAUCCAGCCAUACUGCGCUUGUUCACGAUCCUGAACCGGCAGGUGCGAGGCAAAGCCGGAGCAAUACCGAAAGAAUAUUUCGAGUUGUGUCGAUGCCAUCCAGAAGACUACUCUCGCCCUACAAAAGGCAUUUCAGGAAAGGACCUCUUGAUCACUGCAAGUCAACGGUGUUUGAUGUGUAAAAUAAUCCAACAAGGAUUGGAAGCAGCUCUUGGCACUCCGAUUGACGAGAGGUACAAUAUCAAGUAUAAACUGAAGGAAGGAUUCGGCCUCAAGAUCCAUUACAUGCUCAAAGAUGACUGGAAGACGCGCAAAACAUAUCAGGUGUAUGCCGCGCAAGAUCCAAUGAAACUGCCAGAUACUUCUGAAGAACUUCCAUUGGGGCAUGAUAUCCAUAAAGAUCCACUCUCGAGCGCAUCCAUUGCGCGUAUCAAAGCAACCUUGGUGCAGUGCCGGGAAAACCAUACUCACUGCCGGUCCGAUUCUGCGUUUGCCCUGCCGACUCGCGUUUUAUACGUGGGCAAUCAAACGAAGCUACCAUAUCUUCUCUGCACUGAAAACGAAAUCGGAGACUAUGUCGCGUUGAGCCACUGUUGGGGCUCUGACAACACAUUGAAGACAACUACCAACACACUAGAGGAACGGCAAAAUGGGAUCGACUGGCAGACUUUGCCGAAAACAUUUCAAGAUGCCAUUCAAGUUACUCGAGAACUAGGCUUUGAUUAUAUUUGGAUCGAUUCACUUUGUAUCGUGCAAGAUGAUCCUCAGGACUGGGAGAACGAGGCCGCUAAGAUGGGAUGCAUAUAUGAAAAGGCGGUGCUGACGAUUGCUGCGUCUGUGGCCGACGCGGACGAUGCCGGAUUCCUGCAGAACCGAGGCGAACAUCUAAGCAAGUCGUACACGAUCAAUCAUGAGAAGCUCGAGAAGGGCAAAGGUGAGUUUCGCAUUCGCGAACAUCUGCCAGCGCACAGGAGGCACGACAUUGCUUCCAAAAUCCGGGAUUCAUGGCGUUCAACCAUCAUUGGACCGGCGGCCCCAAUGGAGCCUUUGGAUCACCGAGCGUGGACUUUCCAGGAGCGACUCGUAUCGCGAAGACUGUUGUCCUUCUGCAGAAGAGAGUAUGAAUGGGACUGCUUAAGUGGGACAGACUGUGAAUGUGGCGGGCGACGAAGAGACUUCAACUCAGAUGGAUGGGACGCCAGAAACGGUAGCACACGCCAAGUGUAUCAAUCGUUGCUGCAGGAACAUUUGGGGGAUCCUGACGCUUUCCUUAAAGGACGUGACUCGAAAGAGUUGAGUAUCGAACUGGCCAUGAGGUUCAGCGCUCUACAACGCGGCCAUCCAAUGUCCUGUGGCCGAUGUCCAGACUGCACGAAGCCUCGGAAGCUUACAGCGGAAGAGAAACGUGACCGAGCAUACACUCUAUGGCGAACCCAUUUAGUCCCCGCUUACUCUCAGCUGAGUCUGACGAAGGAAACGGACCGCUUGCCAGCGCUCCAGGCAAUCGCCCGAGGCCUUCAUUCUCUGUGUGGAGAGUAUAUUGCGGGGAUGUGGAAGGAUGAUCUACCUACCGCAAUGGCCUGGACAUCUGGAGCGUACGGCUCAAAUGGGCCCCAGCCAGGACGUCCCGUGGACAAGAGGGCGCCGUCCUGGAGCUGGGCAUCAAUUGAGGGCGCGGUUGAUCAUUGUAUCAACUUUGAAGACGAGUUCAAAGCCAUCUGCGACCUUGCUGUUGUCCGAACGUGGCCUGAGAACUGCGAAGGCUUCUCGAAUGUUGACUUUGCCGUGGCUGGCAUGCGCGGACAUCUUCUUCCUGCAACUCUGGAGGUGCGCAAGCUUGUGGCGAGGGAGGAGGGCGACCAGGCACAGAAGAGCACGUUUGAAUAUACGUGCACGAUUGCAGAACACCGUUUCCUCAUGUACCCAGACUCGGUGCUCGAGAGGGUAGACGAUGCGCUGGAAAGGUCAACUACUGGCACGCAACAGGAGUUGUCGUGCCGGGUCACAGUUCUUGCGUCUCUUGUCAUUCGAGGAAAGAGCUCGACCAUCUCAGAGGAUGACCAUGACCAUGACGAUUUGCUUAACUUGACCAAUGAACGACGGCUGGUGUUCUUGGUGCUGGACCGAUAUGAGGAUGGCGAAUCUCGGAGCCCUUACAGACGCAUCGGCAUCGUUCCGUUUGUGAAUUCUAGGCUUUUGCCGGAGAACUGGUUCGAACAGUGGCAGCCAAGCAUCUUCCUCCUUGCUUGA
Fonsecaea erecta is the source of this 2253-nucleotide messenger RNA. RefSeq lists its product as hypothetical. The coding region runs from base 1 to 2253 and encodes 750 amino acids. The transcript has 3 exons. The record is from RefSeq and is a predicted model, not a curated record. NCBI's taxonomy places the organism in Eukaryota, Fungi, Ascomycota, Eurotiomycetes, Chaetothyriales, Herpotrichiellaceae.